Triplophysa dalaica is the source of this 1731-nucleotide messenger RNA. RefSeq names its product chemokine (C motif) receptor 1b, duplicate 2 (gene xcr1b.2). Gene Ontology annotation, cellular component: membrane. The coding region runs from base 41 to 1093 and encodes 350 amino acids. The record is from RefSeq and is a predicted model, not a curated record. Gene Ontology annotation, molecular function: chemokine receptor activity. The transcript is spliced from 2 exons. Lineage: Eukaryota; Metazoa; Chordata; Actinopteri; Cypriniformes; Nemacheilidae. Gene Ontology annotation, biological process: G protein-coupled receptor signaling pathway; immune response; chemotaxis.
ACAUCUCUUAAUCCAGACACUGAGAGAUGCAAGAAGGAAGAUGGAAUUGCUCAAGUACAACAGCAGCUAUGAUCAGAAUUAUUCAGAGCUUGAAUAUAAUGAGUCAAACUAUGACUAUGGGGAUGACUUAAUCCCAAUGUGUGAGGUUUACGACUACAAUAAACCCACGGCUGUGUGCUACGCCAUUAUCUUCUGCCUCAGUAUAUUUGGCAACGUUGUCCUCCUGUGCGCCCUGACCUGUUAUGAAGAUCUAAAGAGAGCCACCAACCUCUUCAUAUUCUGUUUAGCACUUUUCGAUCUGCUGUUCACUCUUACGUUGCCAUUUUGGUGCGUAGAGUAUCUCCACCACUGGGUCUUCGGUGACUUUGCUUGUAAGAUCAUGACGGGGGCCUACUUCGUGGGCAUCUACGGAAGCCUCAUCCUUCUGACGGCCAUGACACUUGAUCGCUUUUUUGUGGUGGUGGUGAGAUGGGAUUGGCUAACGGGAACUCGGAGGCUUCAGUUUUCGAAAGCAGCCUGUGCUGGCGCCUGGAUCAUCAGUCUGAUAGCUUCUCUGAGAGACUCGAUGGCAUCCAUUGCACAGAAAGAUUUGGACACCUACGCGUGUGAAAGCACCCAGACAGAAGAUGAUCACGCAGGGUAUUACACACAACUCAUUCUGCUCUUCCUCGUACCGUUUAUACUUAUCGUUUUCUGUUACACCAAAAUCUUGCUGACGUUGAUGUCAACAUCCACUAGACAGAAAUACAGGACUGUCAUACUGGUGCUGUGUAUCGUCAUCGCUUUCUUUAUUUGCUUGGGGCCGUACCAUAUACUCAUUGUGCUGAUGUCUCUCUAUGACCCCUGUAAAUAUGACCGACUGAAUCUUGCGUUUGUGGUUUGCAGAAUUCUGGCAUUUUCUCACUGCUGCAUGAACCCAGUUCUGUUUUUUCUCAGAUGGAGGUUUAAAAGCUUUCUCUCAAGAUUUUUGUUUUGUUUUCCUGAGCUCAGGCGAAUGGGGCAAAACAGAGCACCCACCGACCCAAGCGACUCCAGGAUUCAUCCAUACACCAAUGAGAGAGAUCUUGGGAACUGUGAACUCGACACACAGUAAAAAGCAUUAUGGAAUAUACUUGACUUUAGACUUGAUAAAUUGAUUCAUUGCUCAGGAGACUUUCAAUGUCGACGGUUUGAGUACACAGAAUAUGCACAUCUCAGAUCAUUUGGUCUCAAAACAUUUUAUAAAAAAAACAUUUGAGUUCAGACUGUAUCACUGAAAUGUCUGGCUUUUGAUUCCUGAGGUUUGUAAAAUCUGAGACAUUUGAGAUCACUUAAUUUAGUUAAAAUGUGUAAAUAGAUAUCCAAAUAGAUUCGUAGGAGCAAGUGUUUCAGUUCACUUUUCAUUUAUUCUCCUAGUCAUUAAAGUCUAGAAGUAAAACUUGGGGGUUUUCUGCACAGAAUUAUGCAAUUAUUUUCAAAAGUGAAAGACUUUCUGCACAACAAAUACUGCCUCAAAAUGAGAAAAUAUAUUUUAUCUUUGAUUUAUAACUCGAAGUUGGUUUAUUAGAGAUCUGAUGAGCAGGGGUUUGAGUGGGCUGGACGUUAAUUCAAGAGUGAGACAUGCAAAAUAAGUCUAGUAGAUAUUGUACAGAGGAAACCACCAGAAUCAAGGUAGCCUACUUCGUUUCACAUAAAUCUGUCUUCUUUCUUUCUUCCUCUCAUUUUUGUUAUGAAUAUGCAUUGUUUCUGAUA